Molecule: messenger RNA, 14859 nt
Organism: Pecten maximus
Lineage: Eukaryota; Metazoa; Mollusca; Bivalvia; Pectinida; Pectinidae
Product: fibronectin type-III domain-containing protein 3a-like
Exons: 25
Coding region: 1524-5963 (1479 amino acids)
Molecular function (GO): protein binding
Source: RefSeq, a predicted model, not a curated record
GUAGGCAGGGGAUGGCAGAUGACAGGGUCUGGGUGACAGUAGGCAGGAGAUGGCAGAUGACAGGGUCUGGAAAGCAGUAGACAGAAUGUGGUUGAUGACAGGUUCUGGGUGGGAGUACAUAUGAGGUAACAUGUACACUGAUAACAGGAUCUAGCUGUCUGCAGAGAGAAGAUGGAAAAUGACAGCAGUAGAUGGGUGCACCAAUGACAGGUGGCAGUUGUGCAGAGGUGGCAUAUUACAGGGUGUUAAGUGUGACAGUAGACAGGAGCUACAUAUGGCAGAUAAACAGUUCUUGGUGGCACUGUGAUAUAACUAAAUAUAAUUAGGGUGACAAAUUACAUGGUCUGAAAGCAGUAGUCAAAAGUGGCAUGUUACUGCUAGCUAGGGUAGGGUGGUUAUAACAAUCAUCAACGGGAGGAGGCAGAUGACAGGGUUUCAGUGACAGAAAUAUGUCGCUGGAUUGGUAGGGGGACACUGGUUUGGGAUGGUAGGGGUAAACACACGUUUUGAGAAAGCUUAACAUACCAUGGUGUCUCAGUCUGGCUAAAUGCACAUGAAAGAGGAAGAUUAAGUUCAUUAUGCCAUAUAGAUUUUAAAAUUCUGCAUGGUGGACUUAGACUGGCAGUCAAAGUCAAGGUUCACACAUGUACACUGAAAAUAAAGUUUGUUUGGUUUUCUCACCUGUUUCACACUGAUGUUUUAGUAAAAACAUUAAAAAAUAGUUUGGUGUGGCCUAAGACAGGAAAAUCUCCACAUUUAUUUUGCCAUUCAAGCAGGGAGGGUGUGAGAAAGAGUCAACUGACUGCAGGCCAUGUUUUUAUUCAUGAUGUACAUCCUAUUUAAAACAGAAAGAGAAUUGGAGAAUGGCUAUCAUUGACCAAUGAGGUCAAUUUCAUGCAAUGUGUAGAAUAUUAGUAGACAAGAUAUUACAAAAAUCAACUAUUGAUUCGAUGAGUUAUAAUCACUGAUUAAAUAUAUAGCUAUCACAAAAGUUUGAAAUUUUAGUUAUCCUCCUUAAAUUAAAGUUAAUGAUCAGGUGUACAUAUCUGACAGGUAAAGGAGUUACUAAUCCUUCCAUCACUGUCUUAAAGGUAAGUUUGGUACACACAACAUGUUUGAAGCUAUGACUUGCUUUAGGGAUUCAGCUUAUUAUUUCGGGGUCAGACCAUUCAUCAAAGUCUAGUGAAAAUUGCCCUACAUGGUAAUAGAUAAAAAUACCUGCUCCUGUGUGAGUCGAUGAGGAAUGGUAUAGUGAGGAUCAUAGUUCCAAAUGAUACAAAAGCAAAAAAAAAGAAAGUAAAAAAAAAAGAAAAUCCAUUGGAUUAUAUUAUAUAUGUAUUGAUAUAGAAAGCUAGCCUCUGUAGUAUUAUGCAUGUAUGUUAUGUGAAAACUAUAAUUGAUCAAUGUUGAUAGAGUAGCAUUUUCUUCCUGUUUCCUUCCAUACUUAGGUUAGUAGAUGAUUUCAUAUUUUAUUUUUGACUAAUUUCAGGAGAGUGCUGAAAAGAAACGAAAAACUUGAGGUCAUGGAAAAAGAAAAGAUGUCUGAAGCCUCGGAAUCCGAUGCUAACCAAAACUGUAAUCCAGGUAUGGUCACAACUACGUAUGAGACACUUAAAGAAAACGGACGUCUAACUCCAAGUGAGAUUAAAAAUGGCAUUCAUGGUAACCAUGAAGAGCCUGAUGCGGCAAGUGCUGCCUCAGGUGCUGCCGAAGCCACUGUCGGUGGCACAGCUCAGACUUCUUCCCCACAGCAGUCUUGUAACUCGCACCUGACCCAGACCAGCAUUGCACACACCUCCCCGCUACCCCCUUCCACAGUCGACAGCUUGGCCACUCACAACAGCACAAGUAACCAAAGUGGUGGUGGCACAACCGUUCGGAGUAAUAGUGGCCACAAUGGCGAUGUUGACAUGACAACCAUCCUCAAUGAUACCCUAGUCAAAGACGACAGCCAAAGUAGUGGCAAUGAGAAGACCACCAUUCUGAAUGACAAUCAAAGUGGUGUCACUACACUGAUAAAUGACAGUGGUGAUGAGGAUGGCACCGCACUAGUGAACAAUAGUGACCAAAAUAGUGGCACUCAGCUUCUAAAUGACGGUGAUAUGACCUCUAAAGCUACUGACAGUGGCUAUAAUAGUGUUAAUGAUAACGGAAGUAGUGCCCUGGUAAAUGAUCACAGUAAUGGUGACACAACUACUAGUCCUAGUGAAGGUUGUAAUACCCACAGUGGCUCUGUCCACAAUGAUAGUAACAAUAACACUGACCAAGAUCAAGGGGGCACAACCUCAACAGUUUUAAGUGAAGAUCAAGGGGGUGUCAACAAUACAAAUGCGGUUAUGACUCACAAUGUCCCUGGGCUUAUUAGCGGCAGUGCGGCUUCUUUGCACAACACCAACGGACAUGUCCCCCCACCCCACGGAGGCAGUUCCCCAAACCGGUAUUCCCCAAACAGUCAGACAACUCAGAUGUCACCCCGGGGACCAAGCCCUCACAAUCAGAAUGCAUCCGCACCAGGGACCUCUCCACCAAAUCACCAGCACGUUGUUCAUGUACAUGUCAACUCGGGAGAGACCUUCUCCAUGCGUGUCGGCGUUAUGGGUGACCAAUUCCAGCACAUCCAAGGUCCAGCCACAGUAAGAAUGGUAUCUAACACAGGACCACCGUUACCGAUGCCGAUGCAGGUUCCCCAGGGUCACAUGGUACAACAGAUUGUGGACGAGCAUGGAAUCCUGACACACGUGAUUUUAUCCCCUCAACCUCCAGGCAUGCCAGUACAGCCUAUGACGGGCGGACCAAACAACAACGCACCUCAGUAUUACCAGGGCUACACGCCUCACUAUGCUACCCACCCCUAUCACCACCACACCCACCCUGGGGCGUCGUCUCAUGUCCCUGCGGGGGCACCUACACACCCUCACGGCACCCCACCCCCGCCCAGCUGUAAUAGUCUACCCAGUGGACCAGUUCAUACUCCAGGACCAAGUCAACAAAGUUCGAUGGAGAACAGAACAAAUCGACAGAGAGAAAAAGUGCGGAAAAAAUAUUAUCAGAGGCUGGAAGAAGGAUUUUACAACCAAAGACCCCCUCCCCGGCGAUCUCCAAAACCUAAAGUAAAUGGAGAGAUCCAGCCUGGAAGCAUCACCAACACACCGCCAGUGGAUACGGGUCAGGACCUGGAGGAGGAAAGGAAGAUCAUUCAACACCAACUAUCUAACAUGCCUGAACCGGGGGUGACAGAAGUGGAAGCAAGAAGUGCCUUAAUACACCUGGCACCACCAGAAUACGACCAGAACGAAUUUGUGAUAGAAGCAGCGGAGUUCCAGUAUGAACUUCUGCUGUCUGAUAAAGGAAAGGAUGGCAAAUAUAAAUCGGUCUACUCGGGUGAUGCAACAGAAAUUACACUAAAAGAUUUAAAACCAGCCACCGAGUACCAUUUAAAAGUAUGUACAUCCCUCGAAGAUGUAAAAGGCAGUGCGACUGAGCCGGUGAGAUUUCUAACGGGGAUUUGUGAGCCGGAUCCCCCACAGAUGCCCAAGUUACAUGCGCGGACCAAAACCUCCAUAACACUUAAAUGGAACGCAACAUGUGAAAAUGGUGCAAGAAUCUCAACUUAUACACUAGAAUGUGAUAAGGGUCAAGGGGAUGGUUUCACUGAGGUUUACAACGGUCUCCAGCGACAACAUCGGGUCUCAAAGCUACAAGCUACCACUAAAUAUACGUUUAGGCUAGCCGCCAUCAACUCCGUCGGUAAAAGUCAGUUUAGUGACCUAGCGAGUUACUGUACCAGUGGUAGCGUUCCCUCUCAGCCAGAUCCACCGAUGCUAUCAGAAACCUUCAUCUCUGCCCUCACCAUAUCCUGGAUCAAACGCACCAACGAGGACAACUUCCUUCUCCAGAUAGAGGAUGAAACAACGGGACAUGGUUUCAUCACUGAAUAUAAUGGACCAAAUCUUUCUCAUAAAGUGAAGACAUUACGGCGGAACACAGAUUAUAAAUUCAGGUUGGCAGCAGUGAAUGAUGAGGGUCAGAGUAAAUGGAGCGAGGUCUCGUGUUUCCGUACAUUACCAGACCGACCAAGUCCACCUCCAAAACCUCAAAUCAAAGGCAAGAUCCAUGCCCAUAGCUUCAAGGUGGUGUGGGACCCACCCAAGGAUAAUGGAGGAUCCGAUAUCACCAAGUAUAUAGUAGAGCUUGACGAUGGCCGAGGAGGAGGGUACGAGACACUGUACGAGGGCUCGGAUAGGGAACACAUAUGUGACCAUCUCAUUCCAGGCCAUAUCUACAUGGUCCGCGUAGCCUGCUGUAGUAAAGGGGGCCGAAGUGAUUUCUCAGACUUCUGUAUUGCCACUACACACGCUGUAUCCCCUGGGCAAUGCCAUGCCCCCAAGCUCCAAGGAAAGCCCAAGGCCACCUCCCUCCACCUGCGCUGGGGUUACCCGGAGUAUGAUGGAGGGGCAAAUGUCAUGGAGUUUACUGCUCAGAUGAUCAACCCAGACAAUACAAGCCGAGAAGUGUUCAAAGGUCGCGACCUUGACUGUAUAGUGGCCGGUCUGUCACCAGGACGUCCAUAUCUAUUCCAAGUUCGGGCAUUUAAUAUGGUUGGGGGUGGACCCUGGUCAGAACCCCUGGAAGUGGUGAGUGGUGCAGGGGUACCCGACCCCCCUAAAACACCCCUCGUCAACUGUCGCUCCCCUCACAGUGCGAUGGUGCUGUGGGACUCUCCCGUCAACAAUGGUGCUACAAUUACUGACUACAGGCUGGAGUGGCAGCACAAGUCAGAUCUCGACUUUACACAGUUAUAUUUUGGUUCUAACAUGAAUUAUGAGGUGAAGGGUUUGACACCUGCUACCUUGUACAGUUUUCGUGUUCAGGCAAUCAACAGUGCAGGUUCGGGUCCAUUCAGUGCAGUGGCGACCUGUGUGACCCCGCCUUCUAGUCCGUCACCGGUUGUUUACAUUCGUCAUACUGCCAAUGCUAACACUAUCUCCUUGUCCUGGAAAGAGCCUAACUGUAAUGGCAGUGACAUCAGCUCCUACAACAUCGACAUCGGAGAAAAACAACUUAUCUCUACAAGUGCUGUCACCGAGUAUCUCUUAGAGGAGCUGGCUCCCGAGUCUGUGUACAAGGUGCGAAUACAAGCUGUCAAUGGUAUUGGGGUGGGUGCAUUUAGCUCACCGGUGCGUAUAUCAACCAAGCCCCUGCCCCCAAACCCGUCUCGAUUAGAGUGUGUGAUUUUUGCCCCCAAUAGCCUGAAGCUGAAGUGGGGAGAUGGGCGUAACCCUGAUAUGGUUACUUAUACACUGGAGAUGGAAAGGGAGGAUGGCAACUUCCAGCCUGUGUACAGUGGUCCAGCCCACGCCUACAAGGUCAACAAACUCACAGAAAUGUCAAGUUACGACUUUAGGAUAUAUGCCAGUAAUGUGGCAGGGAAUGGUCCAUAUUCCGAGGUUUUCACAUUCACAACCUUAAAGGCACCUCCACCGGCAUUGAAAGCACCAAAGAUCCAAGACAUACAGCUGACCAGCUGUAACGUGGAUUGGGCGAGCGUGCGACCAAUGGGCUCCGACAGUAUAGUGUAUAUCUUACAGUUACAGAGUAGGGACCAUGAGUACAAACAGAUGUAUAGAGGCCCUGCCACUUCUUACAGCCUACACACGCUCAGUCCAAAGACGGAGUAUACGAUACGAGUGUGUGCUGUGCGGCAGUGUUUGGACAAAUCGGACGACGUGGUGGGUCCUUUCAGUCCGUGUGUCAUGUUCACCACUCCGAGCUUGGAACCAGUCACAAGCUUAGAGCCAAAACUCUUGGAGACAAAAAUCGUUGAACCAAAACAACUAACUGACCAACAAUGGGCAAUGAUUAUAUUGCUUGGGUUCGUCAUAUUUGCUUGCCUUGUAGCCUUCGUGGCACAACAAAUUAUUCUUUACACUUCCAGUCAUUCAGCACGACAUGACGACUUAUGAGAAAUAUUUUUUAAAAGAAAAACUUUUUUUUUCUUUCAACUUUUAAGACUAAAAGAUUUGUUACAUGAUGGAAGCCAAAUGCUACACAGUGCUAAAAGGAUAUCGUAAAAUAUAUCGCAGGUUAUCAGGGAAUCAAUGCCUUUUACUUCUUGAGAUUUGUGGUGAAGGCAAGCUGAGAAGAAGGAGAAUUUUGGUUGGUUCCUUAGAUCAUGCACCUGGAAAGAAGAAGAGAUUUGAUUGGUUCCUGAGAUCAUGCACCUUCAAAGAAGGUGAAAUUUGUUGGGAUACUUGGAUCGGAAAAUAUUGUGAUAAAUUGACUAAAGUCUUCGUCCAUGAUAAACCUGUGGCAUUAGCAGAUAACUGGAGACUCUUGGCACCAACUGGUCAUGACUAAUGACCUUGAAAUCAGUGAGAAGGUUGACCAGUGGUCAUCUGGAGAAGUGACCAGUCUCAGCUGUUGUGUUUGACUUCUUGUGGAAUCUAGUUGUGUGUGUUUAGCUCCAUAUCAAAGGCUUAAGGUUAUGUGAUGGUUUGCCUUUUUGAAAAGUCUUUGCUUAAGUCACUGUGUCCAGUUUAAGAAAAAAACAACACAAAAACAUAUUGUUUCCACUGUUGCUACAGUCAGACAUGUUAAAGGACAGCGGAUCACCAGAGGGAGUUCAGAAUGUUUUAUCAUGUAAACUUAGUGAUGACUGGCUGGGUAAAAAUGUGCAUUUCUGUUACACUGACAUUGAUUGGCUAAUUUAUCAAUGUGGGGUAACUUUUUUUCGCCUUUUUUUUUUUCGUGAUAUGGUAUCUUCCAGUUCAUGUGUCGUGCAGAAACAUCAUGACAUUAUUUUUCCAUAAAUCAUCACAUGUUGGGUGUCUGGGUGGCCUACCUAGUAUAAAUCAUUUUCCUAUCAAAGCAAGGUCAGACUAUAUACAGGUGAUGUCAUUUUAGCAAACAUUGUCCAUUGAUCAAUAUUCAUUAUAAAAGGUCUCUUUAGACAAUUGUGAUAAUCCGAUGGAUCUGAAGAAACAUUAGUAGACGGUGUUUCAGAAUGUUGUUUUUUGGUCUGCAUUAAUUGUUAGUCAUUAAGAUUGUUAUGCUUUACAAUAAUCAAUGAUUGAAUCAUAAACAAAAAUCAUAAAGGUCAUUUCAUAAAGGAAAUUAUUAUGAAAAAAAAAUUUAUUAUAAAAACCAGCUGGAUGUGUAAGGAUCAUUUAAGGGUAUAAACUACCUUUAUGUAACAGACAUGUCUCUUUUUCCAAAAGAGUUCCAUGUCAGUAAACAUUUUUUUAUGUGAAGUAAUUAAUCUAAACUUUGAUGAUAAGUUAAUGCCAGUUGAAAUUUCUAUAUCACUUAUGAGAAUGUACACUUUGAUCAGGAAGCUUAGAUCAUGGUGAUUACCAAAACAAGGAUGAUCAAAUGAAAUUGACAUGACAUACCCUGUCAUUUUAAGAUUACAAAUGGCAGUGAUGUGUUCUUUUUACUUGUUCAAAUUGAUGUUAUAUGGCAGACGAGCAGAGCCUACAUGUCCGAGAACCAAUGAAUUAACACCUGAAAUUAGAAUGUUUGUCUAACGACUGAUGUAAAUUUGUAAAGCAGCAUGAGGUGAGGUUGGUACUGGUCACAAUCAUUUUGUCUUGAUAUUUCAUGCUUACAAUGUGAUAUUUAAUUAAAGAUGAUCUUGUUCUACAUAGAAGUUAAUUUACUUGGAAACUCGUACUUACUGCUUUUUGAAUCCUGUAUUGGUAAACAAUUUAGCGGUAUAUGAUAAUUAUCAAAUUCAUGCAAUAAUCAAAUUGUAGAUUCAUAUGUAGCGGACAAAAAGGAAAGUAAUAUUAUAUAUGUGGUAAAACUACUGAAGAAGCUAGGUAAUGUGAUAAAUCAUUUAUUGUGUACUUUAAAAGUUGUACAGUUGAGCACUUUGACCAUGUCCUAUCAUCAAGUUCAACUCUUACUGGAUUUUAACAGCAUUGGUACGAAACACGGUUGUAACCUAGUCAAUAUAUUACUACCAAUAUCUGUUAUAUAAAUAUUGCCAUUUUACAUAUAUAUUAUAUAUAUUAUAUAUCACCCAUUUACGAUAUAUCUGUAAUUGCCAUUUAUAUGUAUCAACUGUCUAUGAUGUUAUAUCUGCGUACAGUAAACACAGACAUUAGUUUGACAUGAUAUUUUCAUUUUUUGCUGUCACUAAAGCUGUGUAGCUAUGUUAUAUAUAUAUUAUACAUAUGACAUCAUCAUCGUCACUGUUAUUACAGUGCCGUAAUAUUGCUGUAAUAUACAAUUAUAUAUACAUAUAUAUAUUUCCUAUACAUAAUGUAUAUUUAUGUAUAUAUGAUGUAUAUGGAUAUGUGGACGGUCAGUUACGACCCAAUGCAAGACUACAAUCAGGAGCUUCAGAAUUUUGUGCAUGAUGCUUACUGUGGACAAUUUUUUUCUCACUAUAUAUGUUUUUUUCUGCAUUCUUAAAUAAUCAAUAUACUUAUAGUUGAUGUAUAAAUUCACCUAUGAAUAGACCUAGCUACCUAGAAUAACCCCGUUACCAUGGGGAUAGUGCUGCAUCUGUUGCCAUGGCAAUACAUCCUUGUGUGACAAACCCUUUAGUUAAAUGGACCAAGCCCCUGUGGUAAAGGGUAUAUGCUUAUCAGGCUGAAUAUUUGACAAGACUUUUAUUUUUUAAAGUCAAAGAUUUCUGGAUAGGCUUCAAGUUAUACAUAUAUAUUUUUUGUUAAAUGGUCUUCAGAUUUCAUAGUUUUCUUGAUGUUAGAUCAGAAAUAGAUGGAUUUUUUUUUUUUUUUUUUGUUGUUGUUGUAAAUAAACUCGAGUCUACUAUUAUGAGGAAAGGGAGUAGAAACAUUGUUCAUAUCCAUCAUGCUACUGUAGUAUCAUUACCAGGAAUAGCAGGUCAUCAAACUUCAGUUUUGCAAAAUAUAGUUACAGUAUGUCUUUCAAGAAAAAAUCCUAAGAUUAAAACUAGCUGAUUGAUUGUCGAGAAGUCUCUAGUACCUAAUGCAUUGUUAAUUAUUAUCAAGUCCCUGACAAGAAAAUAUUUUUUAUGCCAAAUCUGCUCUUGGCCAAAUUUCUAUUGUUUAGUUUGUUAACACAGUUUUAAUGUACUCACUAGGAAUAAUUGAAAAACUUCUCAUGUAUGUAGUCCUAAGUUUUUCUCUUUUACUAAAUUAUGAUUAAAUUUAAUGAUAUAAUAUAUGUGUUAGAUAUUUAACACUUCAGCUUCUUGCCAAAGCCACCAAAAGCUGUCUGCAGGUAUUAUCUUACCUGCAGGAGUUUAACAACUGAUAUCAUUACUUACAGGGAUAGAGGUUUUCCUGGUAUUGUUAAAGCAUCAUAUUCAAUGAUCAUUGUCGGAUAGAAUAUUAGCGUAGAUAUACUGAUGUUUAUGUUAUUUUUGUUUUACUGGGUCGCAUUACACAGGCUAUUAUAGGGAAUAUGCGGGUCGUAAUUCCCUGCCAAAGAUAUUACUGUCUAGAAUCUCGAGAAAUCAAGGACAUUUGAAACAGAGAAACAUUGAUUUAAAAAUUAGUUUUAAUUUUUCUAUGUUGCAAAUUUAUCACAAAUAUCAUUUGCCCUUGUGAAGAAGUAAAUCGAUAUUUUACAAAUACAAUAUACAGUUAAAUUGAAAAUAGUGGGAAAAAAUAAAGGUUGUUUUUAUUGUAAAGUUAGAACCAACUAAACAGAGAGCUUAGUCUUAAAGAAAUGCCAUGCUAUAUAGGUAUUUAGGUGUGACAUUCUACAUAAAAAUUUAGGUGGGACGUUCUACAUAACAAUUUUGUCGUGAAGUUCUACAUAACUAUUUAGGUAUGACAUUCGAUAUAACAAUUUAGGCGCGACGCUCUGCAGAAAAAUUUUGGCAUGAUGUACACAACUAUUUAGGUGUGACAUUAUAUAUAACAACUUAGGCGGGGCAUUCUACAUAUCUAUUUAGUAUUUAGGCAUGACGUUCUAAUUUAGGCGUGCCAUUCUACAUAACAAUUUAGGCGUGAUGUUCUACAUAACUAUUUAUAUUAUCCAAUUAAUAUUUGUUAUACGGUAUCCAUGGUAACACAAUCCAUGACUUAGUUAGGCCAGUAAAAUAUCAAGUGCAAUAAACUAAAUUAAAAAAUGUUAAUUUCCUGGAGAAAUCAACAACUAUUGUACAUUAAUUAGCAUUUUAAUCAUAUAAAAAUUAAAAUGCUCUAAUUAAAAAUGAGCAAUUUCCAUACGUUAAUUUAUGACAUGUAGACAAUUGAAGUAUAUUUUGAUAAGCGUGCAGCAGUGUUUAUAUAAUAACUGUAUUUAACCAUAUGUUGAUAUUUGUGGUUAAGAAUGGAUUACAGGAUCAGCGCCAGUAACUUGGUCUAAGGAAUCUAUGUAUACAUCAUAUAUGUAUAUAUUUAUGUGGAAAAGAGAUAUUUCGUGUAAAUAGGAUGAGUAAACCAAAUUAUAUAUGCUUUCAUCUUUGUCAUUGAAAUUUGCUGUCAAAUCUAUCGGUAGCCUACUUUAUUCACAGUGCCACAUUUCUAAAACUUUGAAACAGGAAAACUGAAUGAUUUGUUUAUAGAGCCAAAUCUGUAUUGAGAAACUUCCAGUAGAAGGGUCAGAAGUGUUCUUUUUACAGAGAUGCAGGUCUGUAUGUACAGUCAGUUGUAAACUACAUUCUGAGGGGGGAUGGCGGUCUAGCUCAUAAGAGAGUUGUUCUGAAUAGGGUGGUCUCUUUUAAUAGCAAGUUUCAUCUUGUCAAGUCGGUGAUUAAUUUUUUUUUGAUAUAUAUAUAAACAAGGAUGCCAUUAUCGAGGUUAGUGUUAAUAUAUAUUUGCCUCUUCAGUAUAUCAAGAGAGAGUCUUCAUCAAUUCUUGUUUUACAGAUUUGUACAUCAAUCUGUUUUUGUCAGUUUUCAUGCUUGUUUUUAAUCUUACCAAAUGUACAAUUAUCAAGCUUUGUAUGUGGAUGUAUCUCUAGGCGUGUCCUGAAAAUCAGAUUUAGAUCACCGUCACCUAGCUGAAUUUCCUUUUUUUCCUGAUCGGGUAAAUUAACACUAUGCUGGACAAUCAAAUGGACUUUGUCACAAUUAAAAAACGAGACUAGGUAUAAAACUUACCGUUACUUCUGAAGUCUGUUUUGUGCCGUAGUAGGAACAUUAAUAUCAAUAUUCUAGAAAAUCCUUACAUGAGGAGAGCUGUGUAUUUACCUAAGUCUAUAUUGUCCUUCGAUAGAAUGAAAUAAAGGUAUCAAUGCAGUAACUGUGGAUCAAUGUCGCCAACAUUUUUAAAGCCAUGUUUGUAUAAAUAUUUCUAUAUUUACUGUAUACAUUAAUUAUAACGACAUAAUGCAGUUUGAUGUUGAAUUUUUUAUUUCCUAGCUAUACACUUUCAGGGUAUCUACCUUAUUCAUGUUUCAAACUUUUAAAAAUGACACCUUACCUGUGUUUGAAGGGAUUCAAAUUUUGUUGACUAUUGAUGUUAGAAAUUUGAAAGCUGUGAAUGCGACCCUUCAUUUUUACUGUUACCACUUACUGCUGAACUUGUUACUUCCUAUUGAUUUGAUUGUUUUUCUUUGAAGCACUUUUGUUUGCUAUUGCUUAAUGUUAAUCUUUGACAUUACUCAUACCACAUUAUUAGUAAAAUAUAUCAUAUUUUGAGAAAAAGCAGUGUGUUGUUUCUUUCCAAAGUUGUUCUGGUCUGGGACAUUUCUCAAUGCCAUGUGAUGCUAAUUCUAAGGCAGGACAAAAAUUCUUCUAUUAUUGAAGAAAUGUUCAACUGUGGUAGCAGAACUGUAGCACUAUGAGAUAAAACCACCAUUUUUUCAUGUGUUUUAGUUGGUAAUUGGCUAAUUAACAUAUCCCAGAAUUUGGUGUUAGGUGAGCUGGUACAUAAUAGGCAGUUGUACCAGUACAAAACAACAUUUUUUACGUUAUUUUUCAGGGUAGAAUAGAAAUGUGAAUAAAAUGAAAAUUAUGGCUUAUUUCCUAAUUUUUCUCAGAUUUGCAUGUUUCUAAUUUUUCAAACUUUUGUUAAAAUCCCCCAAAAUUCACCUAUACAAGAAACACAACUUUAAGAAUCAUGGAUGAAAUAAAACAUUCUUAAGCACAAGAUCAGGGAAAGACAAAAGAACUGAAAAAAUAGAUAGGUUGUAGUUAUAAAUCCAAUGUUAACUGUCUGGAGCCCUACGAUCAGGACCUGGUGUAAUUCUGUCUUUAACAAUAGAUUGAUGACUGACUGGCAAUGCUGCAGAACUUGUCCAAACAGCUCCUUGUAUGAAAUGGAGAUAAAACUGGCAAUGCAGCAGAACUUGUCCAAACAGCUCCUUGUAUGAAAUGGAGAUUAAACUAUCAUUCUUUGAUUCUCAAAAUUUGUUUUCAAAAUAGGCAUAAUUUGUCCUUUUAUUUUGAUUUUAAGAUAUCCACCUAUCCAUGAAGUUACAAAAAGAUAUAUCUUUAUGUGUUGAAAUCAUUUACGAGAAUGUAUAAAACCACUGAAAGCCAGAAAGAACUGUAAUGUUACAAACCCACUAGAUAUCUGUCACCUCUAAUCAUUUUCUACCUAGUUGGUAUCCAUUGUUAAAUUGUAUAUCUUACAAUUAUAAUUCAGUAGAUUUAUUAGUUUAAACAGUGUUCUAUUUCAAAAAAUUUCACAACAACAAUUAUCCUUUGAAACGUUAUAAAAAUGGGAUUAGAAAUCAAGCAGUAAGCUUAUACUCCUUUAGAAUAGUAGAUUUGUAUAGCUGGCAUCCCUGUAUGUUUCCUCAAUAUUUAUUUUCAGAACAUUUCUGAAAACAAUAUCAAGCCUUGAUGUGUGUUGUUGAAAUUAAUUCUUUUGAGUUUCUGAUAACAUUUGUUUGAUGUUUUUGUGAAACAAUUUGAAAUUUUGGCAAAUAUUUUAAUUAAACGUCUAAUAUUUCUGUCUCCACAACACUAGUAGGUCCAUGCAAUGCUAUGUGAAGGCAUUUUCAAAUAAACAAAAUUUACCCAUCAUUAGAUUUUCUUUGCAAACUCCUCAACUCCACUGUAUAUUUAGUGAUAUUGAGGAAACAUGUCUGGUAUAAAAUCUGUCACUUAACACUUAUGAUAUUUGGCCUUGUCCCUAGUAGUCCGGUACAAAAUCUAUACACUAAUGAUAUUUGCCCUUCUCUCUAGUAUGGUAUACAUUCUGUCGCUAUCACUAAUGAUAUUUGCCCUUCUCUCUAGUAUGUUAGUGCUUCUUGCCUGCUUUCUAUGAUCCAAUCUUGCAUGACAAAAACCAUGAAAACAUUAUUGUUUAAGUGUCAUAUUUAUGUCAUAAACAAAGAGUUUUCUAUAUUGUUACCAUGCUCAUAAGAACUUACAGAAAAGGCUAAUCAAUAAACAACUUUUAUAUCUAAGUUCAGAAAGAUCCCCAGUUCUGAUAAAAUAUAUCUGUCUUCAGAAACCAUCCUUACACAAAGACAUUGAGGAAAAAAUAGUUUACUAGACCUGCACUGCUAAGACUAGAAAAGAAACACAAAUUGAGCACCAACUAUUUUGUAAGACUGCUCCUGCCCAGGAAAAUAUAAACUAGAUGUUGAUGACAAAAACCAAACUUGUGCUCUUCAAGUCAUUUUACAGUCUGGAAAGCACAAUGCAGAAACCACUUAAUUGUUUUAAAUAAACUCUAUUUAUUAAAAGUAUUGGCAAGCUUAUAAUUAUUAUUCCGAUACAGCAUUCAACUGUUAGAAACAUUUUCAUUUUUAAAAUGAUGAGGGUUUUUUUUUCUAUGGUACAGGUUUAUCUUGGAAAGGCACAAUGUAGCACAUUUCUUUCAAAUAUGUAUAGAUUUGAAGUUUCUUACAUAGAUCUAAGUCAUAGCUUGUUGGUAUUUGUGGUUGCAAAUGUGGAUUAUUCUAGCAUGCAAGAUAUGUACCAUUGGAUAAGCUGCCAUAUAUAUUAUCUAUCUAAAUACAAAUAUUUGUAUAUAUAUCUAUCACGCUGUAAUAAUUAUAGUGAUCACACACCAGCUUCGUUGCUUCGUCCUUCCACAAUAUACAUAUACUUGCAAUAUUUUUGUUAUUAUUCUUUGAAUUGAUGUGGUGUCAGACUUUAAUUUGAGUCACACCUGUAUAUACUAGAUUGUCUCUUACAUGAUUGCCAAAUUUAGCAUUCGGACAUUAUUUUUUAUUUUUGACGAUUACUGGCGCCUCAAACCUUCGAUAUUACGUAACAGUAGAGCCUCAUAGCUUUGUAUAAGGUAAACACCUGGUCAGUGCUGGCCACACUUUCUGGUAAAUUCUCUUCUCUAUUUCUUUAUUCUUCUCGUCAUUGUCAAUUAGUCAACUGAACUUUUUUUUUUAUUUGAUGGACAAUCAAAUUUUUACCUGAUGUUGCUCUUUGUUAUUAGUUCAGAAAUAUAAUUUGUAUUUUAAAAAUUGAAUGAAGAUCUGUAGACAGUACAUCAGUCUGUUUCAAACACAUAGGUGCAAUAUUGCAAGGUAUAUCUAUUUUCGGGAUACAUAUACCUUAUUCAGUCAUCUUUGUUAGUAUUUUUAGAUAACUAUAAUAAUCUUUAUAUUUUGUAGUUACUCUCAAACUGGUUAAGAAAUGAUAAUCUUUUUUUGUUUUGUAAUAAUUAUACAAGUCAUGAAGACACCUUUAUAAGAUGACAAUAAGCAUACACAGCGUAGUUUUCCUUGAUUUGGUUUAGUUGGCCAAUUGACAACCACUAGAUUUGUUGAUUAGGAAUGUCCACACAAUGUGGUCCAGUUAAGGUAUCUAUUGUAUAUCGUGUCACAUAAGUCCUGUCUCUAUAGAUCGCUCUUUCUCUCUCCCUCACUCUCUCGCUCCUCUCUCCCUUCGAUGUACAUUAGGUAUUAUUUCUCAAAUAGCCAUGGAUAUAUUUAUUAUAAUGUGAUGUUGGGUCAUAAGUAAAUAUAUAUUCUAUCAAUAAAACAAAUAAAGCUCAUGAU